AUGUUAACUGUUAAUCAAACUACCCCCUCUUGUUACAGCGAAGACUGCAAGAAUAGACUGGGGACUUGGGAUCCACAAUUAUUUGAAGAUAUUACAUUCUCCAUAGAAGAAGAACAGGACCCCACAAAUCAAUUUGGAUUAUUGGUAUCCCGGUUGAAACUGGUGUUAGGGAGUGACAGGGGACUUACAUCUGAAGAAAUAGAUGCUGAUGUUAUUAUAAAAAUGAUGGAGCAGUACCAUAGCGAUGAAAGCGAAUGGGGCAAAUAUGCAUUAGCUGAUCUUACUAGAGGAUACUCCAGAAAUUUGGUGGUCAAUAUUAAUCAUAAUGCCAAUUUAUUGAUUUUAGUCUGGUCACCAGGCAAAGGAAGUGCUAUUCACGAUCACGCACAAGCUCAUUGUUGUAUGAAAGUUAUCAAGGGGAAAUUAAGAGAAUGUCUUUAUGAUCUUCCUGGAGAAGAAGGUCAACCAUUGGUGCUGAAGAAAGAAACUGUACUUGACAGAAAUGAUGUUGGGUAUAUCAAUGAUAGCAUUGGACUUCAUCGGAUUAAGAAUGAAUUAGAUGAUCAGAUAUCCAUAUCAUUACAUUUAUAUACUCCACCGUAUGCUGCUUUACAUGGAUGCUGCAUGUAUGAAUUCGAAACUGGGAAGAAACAUCACGUUAAUAUGUCUAAAUAUUAUGCUUUACAAGGCAAAGUUGUUGGAACAAAGAAUGCAUCAACUUGUUAA
This is a messenger RNA of Lizanozyma spartinae, 726 nucleotides long. It is a transcript of the gene CDG1, whose product is annotated as Cdg1p. The transcript has a single exon. Bases 1 to 726 code for a protein of 241 amino acids. Gene Ontology annotation, molecular function: ferrous iron binding; cysteine dioxygenase activity. Gene Ontology annotation, biological process: L-cysteine catabolic process. Lineage: Eukaryota; Fungi; Ascomycota; Pichiomycetes; Serinales; Debaryomycetaceae. The record is from RefSeq and is a predicted model, not a curated record.